CGCCGGAAGCGGCCCGGAACUUGGCGCGGCGGCGCGGCUGCCGGACCCGGGGCCGGUUCCACCAUGCCGGUCACCGGGAAGAUGUUUCGCCGGCGCCGGGCCGACUCUGAGUCGGAGGAAGAUGAGCAGGAUUCGGAGGAGGUUCGGCUAAAACUGGAAGAGACCCGAGAAGUGCAGAACUUGAGAAAAAGGCCUAAUGGGGUGAGUGCUGCUGCCCUGCUGGUGGGAGAGAAGGUACAAGAAGAGACCACACUAGUGGAUGAUCCCUUUCAGAUGAAGACAGGUGGUAUGGUGGACAUGAAGAAACUGAAGGAAAGGGGGAAAGAUAAAAUCAGUGAAGAGGAGGACCUUCAUCUGGGGACAUCAUUUUCUGCAGAAACCAACCGGAGGGAUGAAGAUGCAGACAUGAUGAAGUACAUUGAGACAGAGCUAAAGAAGAGGAAAGGGAUUGUGGAACACGAGGAACAGAAAAUCAAGCCAAAGAACGCAGAGGACUGUCUAUAUGAACUUCCUGAAAACAUCCGUGUCUCCUCUGCAAAGAAGACUGAGGAGAUGCUUUCCAACCAGAUGCUGAGUGGCAUCCCCGAGGUGGACCUGGGCAUCGAUGCAAAAAUAAAAAAUAUCAUUUCCACGGAGGAUGCCAAAGCUCGCCUGCUGGCAGAGCAGCAGAACAAGAAGAAAGAUAGUGAGACAUCCUUCGUGCCCACGAACAUGGCUGUGAAUUACGUGCAACACAACCGAUUUUAUCAUGAGGAGCUCAAUGCUCCCAUCCGGAGAAACAAAGAGGAGCCCAAAGCCCGGCCAUUGCGAGUGGGUGACACAGAGAAGCCAGAGCCUGAGCGGUCCCCUCCUAACCGCAAACGUCCCGCUAAUGAGAAGGCCACUGAUGACUACCACUAUGAGAAGUUCAAGAAGAUGAACAGGCGGUACUGAGGCGUCGUGGAGGGGGUGGCUAGCACACGCGGCCUAACCCGCCCUGCUGCAGAAGGCCUGGGCUGUCCCUGCUGGGCAGGCUUGGUACCGCUGCUUCCUGCUGGCUUUCAAGCACUGAAUUUGUGACUUUUUGAAACAAAACUGGGUAGUUUUCCUAUUUGGGGGCAAACUGUUCCUAUGAGCAUCAUUAAAUCUUGUUUGUAAAUA
This is a messenger RNA of Urocitellus parryii (Arctic ground squirrel), 1140 nucleotides long. It is a transcript of the gene C4H9orf78, whose product is annotated as chromosome 4 C9orf78 homolog. The record is from RefSeq and is a predicted model, not a curated record. Gene Ontology annotation, biological process: mRNA splicing, via spliceosome. Gene Ontology annotation, cellular component: spliceosomal complex. NCBI's taxonomy places the organism in Eukaryota, Metazoa, Chordata, Mammalia, Rodentia, Sciuridae.